UGAUACAAGCCCCAAAAAGUAGAGUAUUUAAUAUUAUUUAUAUUAGUAAUUUGGAAGUUGACGUUAUUACAUGUUAUUGCCAAGCAGAGUAUAAUAUUCAAAUUAAUUAUCUAAAUGAUUAAAUAUGAGGCAUGCUUUUUUUCUGGACUGUAAAUCAAAGGAACUUCUAACCUUUGUUGAUUUGUUUCAUGGAAAAAGAUGAUACGACCUGAAAAAUGGCAAGAUGUACAAUUACGUGUCCGUGUUGUCUGCGAUUCAAGUUCAGCGCUGAAGAAGUGGAACAACGGUAUAGAAGUAAAGAGAUUGAUAAACUUAUAGACAAAGAUAAACACCUGUUGCGUCGACAAGUAAAGUUACUAUUGUUGGGAGCCGGUGAGAGCGGUAAAUCAACAUUCCUUAAGCAAAUGCGCAUUAUUCACGGUAUACAUUUUGAACCUGAACUUGUCAUUGAAUACCAGCACAUAAUUUAUCAAAAUAUAUUAAGAGGCAUGAAAGUAUUAGCAGAUGCUAGGCAAAAGUUAGGUAUACCAUGGGAAAACCCUGAUAAUAAUAAAAAUGGUGAAUUUAUUUUGAGUUUUGACAAUCGUACCACUUUGGAUACACGAUUAUUCCAGUCAUAUGCUCCAUCAAUGUACUGCUUGUGGAAAGAUGCUGCUAUUAAAAGAGCAUUUGAACGGAGGAGAGAAUUUCAACUUAGUGAUUCAGUACAAUAUUUUCUUGAUAAUAUUGAAAAUAUUGCUAGAAGUGACUAUUUACCAACAAAUAAAGAUAUUUUACAUGCUAGACGAGCUACUAAAGGCAUUUAUGAAUUUACAAUUCCAAUAAACAAUAUUCCAUUUCGAUUUGUUGAUGUUGGUGGACAAAGAUCCCAACGACAGAAAUGGUUUCAAUGUUUUGAUUCUGUCACAUCGAUAUUAUUUCUAGUAUCCUCUUCCGAAUUUGAUCAAGUUCUUGUAGAAGACAGAAAAACAAAUAGGUUAGAAGAAUCAAAAGACAUAUUCGAUUCUAUUGUAAAUAAUGUAAUAUUCCGACGAGUUUCCAUAAUUCUUUUUAUGAACAAAACUGACUUAUUGGCUGACAAAUUAGAAAGAAGAGAAACAAAUAUUAAGCAUUAUUUUCCACAUUUUGCAGGAGAUCCUCAUAGUUUGCCUGAUGUACAAAUAUUUUUAUUGGAUUUCUUUCGUCAAGCGAAACGCGAUCCAAGAAAAUCACUGUUUCAUCAUUUCACAACUGCUGUGGACACAGAAAACAUUAAAGUUGUAUUUAAUGCUGUUAAAGAUACAAUUUUACAUAGAAAUUUGGAAUCUUUAAUGCUUCAGUAACUUUUUGAAUUUACGCAGGUAUUUGUUAAAUGGUUAUGUUCAUUGUAAACGAAACUAUGAAUUUUUUUUUUGUAACAUUAUUUUUCGAAAUUCAUCAUAAAUCUUUCAUUGUAUCUCAACUUACAGUUAUCUUUCUCUAUAUAAGGUACAUCCUGCUAUCUAUUCCUACACCUUAAAAUCAAAUUUAGUAACUAUUUACAUUUAAUAUGCUAGAUAUCCAAAAAUAAAAUAAAAGCAAUUGAAUUAUGCCAUUAUUAUUGUCAUAACUUAAUAAGAUAAAAAUGUUUGAUCUAAUUUCUAUUAUUUUUUUUAAUCUCAAUUCUUAUACAUAUUUAUUCUCAAACAAAAAAAUUCUCAUUAAUGAAAUAUUAUCUUUAUUAUUGUUUAUAUGUUAAACAAAUUGUUUAAAUGCAUUUAUUAUCCAACUAUGUAUAAUAUUACUGUUUAUUGUUAAGCAAAAUUUUUAAAUUUAUAUUUUUGUACAAAAUUAUUACUGAUAUAUAUAUAUAUAUAUAUUUGAUUAAUUAUUAGAUUAGGUAAUAUUAUUUUUAUUAUUGAUUAGUUAUUUAGCAUUCAAGCAUUGAUAUUUAUUUAUUAGUUAUUAGAGACGGAUAAUAUUUUGUUCUACGCACUAUUUUAUAUACAUAAGUUUUGAUUUGUAUAUUAAAUGUAAUCCACAAAAUUAAACUUUAUAUUUAUUAA
This is a messenger RNA of Metopolophium dirhodum (rose-grain aphid), 2024 nucleotides long. RefSeq names its product guanine nucleotide-binding protein subunit alpha homolog (gene cta). The transcript is spliced from 6 exons. Gene Ontology annotation, biological process: Rho protein signal transduction; adenylate cyclase-modulating G protein-coupled receptor signaling pathway. Lineage: Eukaryota; Metazoa; Arthropoda; Insecta; Hemiptera; Aphididae. Bases 216 to 1322 code for a protein of 368 amino acids. Gene Ontology annotation, cellular component: brush border membrane; heterotrimeric G-protein complex. Gene Ontology annotation, molecular function: guanyl nucleotide binding; GTPase activity; D5 dopamine receptor binding. The record is from RefSeq and is a predicted model, not a curated record.